AUGGCCAUGGAGGAGCUGGACUCCACAGUUCCGAAAGUUGCCGAGAUUGAGGCUGGAAACUGUGAGUCGGGCGAUCAGCGAGGGAACGAUGAGCCGAUGAGACACGGAAAGCUUAGCACUUUCCAAGCCUACGUAAACUUGGUCACGGUCGUGAUCGGAGCUGGGAUUAUGGCCUUACCUCAACUGCCGCUUGAAGGUGGUUGGGUGCCCAGCUCCUUGAUCCUUCUGCUUGUUGUUUUCUCCUCGACUGAAAGCGGGCUUCACAUGUGGAAAGCAUUCAUGGCAAGCCGGGGGAAGGUUUCCAUAUCCACUUACGAAGACUUGGGGCGGGAGGCGUGGGGCCAUUUGGGUCAGAUGCUCACAGCUGUUGUCACCAACUUCUUCCUCUUCGGCAUCUACUCAGCUUAUGCCGUCCUCACAGGCAUGCAGCUUGAGGAUCUCAGCGAGCAAGCCUUGGACAAGCGCAUCUGGAUCCUACUCAUGUACCCGCUCUUCGUGGGCCUCACGCUCGUGAGAGAUCUUUCCAGCCUGUCGAAGCUUGUUCCUUUGGGCAUGCUGUCUGCCUGCACGAUGGCAGGAGUCAUAAUUUGGAAGUCUAUAUCAGAUGCCCGCCACUGGCGGGAAUGGGAUCCUCCAGAUCACCAGCAUUUGCACUCGGCUUGGCCGCAGGGGUCCUUGAUGUCCCUCGGAGCCGUCCUGGCAACCUGCAUCGGUGCUAUGACUUACCAAGCGGUCGUUCCAGCUGUCCUCCAGGAAAUGAAGCAGCCGGAGCAGUUUCCCCGAGCCCUGUACGCAGCCACCCUCACCAGCGGUGGUUUAUACCUGGCAGUGAUGCUCGCCGGCUACUACGGCUAUGGCGCUUUCAUUAACCAAGACAUCGUUGAGUCAAUGACCUACUCGCCUGCCAACUUUGAUGAAGCUUUCUCUGGCAUGAAGGCAUCACAGUGGACUGGGGAAACGAGCUUCUGGGUGCCGCCCGUGGUUUCCAGCCUUGUGCUCAUCAACAUCGUCUUAAGUAUGCCUCUCAUCAUGAUGGGUGUCUUCCACUCAAUUCAGAGCUCCAGGGCCUUUGCAUCUCACAUCAAGCCCGGGUCGUGGGCGAACGGGUUCAUGCGCGUGACCUUGGUCACGAUUACCAUCAUCAUCGCCUUGUGUGUGCCGCGCUUCACCCUAGUCUUCGGCUUCUUUUGCGCUUUGGCUGCUCCUGCUGUCUGCCUGGCAUUCCCACUGCUCUUCUCAGGAGUUGUGCUGCGGCGCUGUGGGGUGGCUCAAAGCUGGUGGCGGCAGGGACUCCAUGGGUGUAUCCUGAUCCUCAGUCUUUGCUGCAUGGUGGCGGGCGUCUUUAGCUCUGUGACGGAUCUGGAGUAG
Messenger RNA from Symbiodinium sp. CCMP2592, 1368 nucleotides. The record is from the annotation of a GenBank genome assembly. NCBI's taxonomy places the organism in Eukaryota, Dinophyceae, Suessiales, Symbiodiniaceae.